Molecule: messenger RNA, 5701 nt
Organism: Nerophis lumbriciformis (worm pipefish)
Lineage: Eukaryota; Metazoa; Chordata; Actinopteri; Syngnathiformes; Syngnathidae
Gene: pde2a
Product: phosphodiesterase 2A
Biological process (GO): signal transduction
Molecular function (GO): protein binding; 3',5'-cyclic-nucleotide phosphodiesterase activity
Source: RefSeq, a predicted model, not a curated record
AAAAAAGUAUUUUUAAUAUAGCAAGAAGCUGUUGACAAGCUCUGCCAAAUGUGCAAACAAAGGAGGUAGAUACAAGUAAUAAUUCACUUAAGUGUACAGUUUGUGUACAGUGUUGAUGCCUUUGUACAUAUUAGAUAUGCUGUGUUUUCUUCCUGAUAUGAGCGAGUGUUGGGUUCAUGAGCAAGGGCACCUGUACGUGUGCCAAUGUGGGCGUGGUUUCCUGUUUUUUUUAAUGUAGACACCUUUGAUAAGCGUACGUGGGCGUGGUCUCUGGCUUGUUAGCAGAAUGAGAACACCUGUGUGCCGUGUGGGUUUGCUGGAGUGAAACUUUUCCUGUGACCGUGUUCUCGACCUGUUCUGACAGUUGUUGACUGUGUUGUAUGGAUUACUUCAGUGGAUCAUGUCACGCAGCUGCUGAUUAUGUAUCCUGGCAUCGCGGGAAGUGCGGCACACGAACGCAGUCAGCAGGUGUUGCUGCGUCCCGAGGAGAGUUCCCUUCCCGGGCUGAGCAGCAGACAGUCCGCCACCUUGUCCGAACAAGUCCAGGAUGCUCUGCUGCAGCUGGCAGCGGUUGUCGACGCGCGCUCGCUGCGAGCGGCCCUUCGAGACAGCGUCCAGGCGCUGCUACCCAGCACGGUGUGUGUGUGCGUGUACACACUGGAGGGAAACUCCAGGCUGCUGUCUGACGACCCACCACAUGAGCUGCCACAGGAGGGGAAGAUCAGGAGCGUUGUUGACCAGCUGAAGCGAUGCCAGUGUGCGGGCUUUCCAUCGUCGGAACUCCCAGAAAAAUACAGAAGCUACCUUGCAGCGCCGCUGACGGCACACCAAAGAGCUGUGGUUAUUCCCAUCUUGGACCAGGAGAGGACCAAGACUAUUGCUGUCUUACUGGUGGGCUGCAGCCCCCUCACUGAUCAGGAUGAAGUGCACCUCAACACGCUGGAGAAACAUGUGUCGGUGGCAUGUGUGCGCGUCCAGCUUGUUCAGGCGUCCUACCAGAGGCCCCCCCUCAGCCCCUCGCCGAUCCAGUCCCACAAUGCACUGCUGCAACUCAACGUCUCUGAGCAGGACUACUGCGAGUUGGACCACAACAUCCUGCAACUCUGCGGUGAGCUUUAUGACCUGGAUGCAGCCUCUCUCCAGCUCAAAGUCAUCAAUUAUCUGCAACAGCAGACUCAGUCGCAGUGUUGUUGUCUGCUCUUAGUGUCCGAGGACAACCACCAGCUUUUCUGCCAGGUCGUUGGAGACAAAGUCCUGGAGGAGGAGAUCAGUUUCCCGCUGAUGUUUGGACGUUUUGGUCAGGUGGUGGAGAAGAAGAAGUCAAUUUCUCUUCAAGACAUCAGCGCCGAGGAGCGCAGGCAGCUGUCCAGCAUGUUGGGCUGUGAGAUCUCGUCCAUGCUGUGUGUGCCGGUGGUGAGCAGGGCCACGGGCCAGGUGGUGGCGCUCGCAUGCGCCUUCAACAAACAGGGUGGACAGAGACACACUGAGGUGGACGAGCACGCCAUCCAGCACUGCUUCUGCUACACUUCAACAGUCCUCACUUCCACUCUGGCCUUCCAGAAGGAGCAGAAGCUGAAAGUGGAGUGCCAGGCGCUCCUGCAAGUGGCCAAGAACCUAUUCACACAUUUGGACGACGUGUCGGUGCUCUUGCAGGAAAUUAUAGUGGAGGCCAGGAACCUCAGCGGCGCGGAGAUCUGCUCCGUGUUCCUGCUGGAUCGUCAUAGCCACGAGUUGGUAGCCAAGGUGUUUGACGGGGGUGUGGUUAGUGAUGAAGAGAAGGAGUUCCGUAUCCCAGCAGAUCAGGGCAUUGCAGGCCAUGUGGCAACCACAGGUCAAAUCCUGAAUAUCAAGGACGCCUACUCCCACCCUCUUUUUUACCGCGGCGUGGAUGACAGCACCGGAUUCAAGACUCGCAACAUCCUCUGCUUCCCCAUCAAAGAUGAGAACAACGAGGUGAUCGGUGUUGCCGAGUUGGUGAAUAAAAUGAACGGGCCGUGGUUUAACCGCUUCGAUGAGGACCUCGCCACGGCCUUUUCCAUCUACUGUGGUAUCAGCAUUGCCCAUUCUUUGCUCUACAAGAGAGUCCACGAAGCUCAGUUCCGGUCCCACCUGGCUAAUGAAAUGAUGAAGUACCACAUGAAGGUUUCAGAAGAUGAAGUGUCCAAGGUGCUGGUCCUAGAGAUCGAGCCCAUUAAGAAGCUCCAUCCGUGUUUCGCCGAGUUCACCUAUCAGCCGCGCUCGCUGUCCGACGAAACCACGCCCAUGUGCGUCCUCAGCAUGUUUGAAGACAUGGGUUUCAUCAACAUCUACAAGAUGGACCGGCAGACUCUCGCCAGGUUUUGCCUAAUGGUCAAGAAAGGCUACAGGGACCCGCCCUACCACAACUGGAUGCACGCAUUCUCCGUCUCCCACUUCUGCUACCUGCUCUACAAAAACCUAGGGCUGUCCAACUACCUCGAGGACAUAGAGAUUUUAGCUCUCUUCGUGUCCUGCCUGUGCCAUGACCUGGACCACCGUGGCACCAACAACUCUUUCCAAGUGGCCUCGCAAUCUGUGCUGGCUGCUCUCUACAGCUCAGAGGGAUCCGUGAUGGAGAGACAUCAUUUUGCUCAGGCCAUCGCCAUUUUGAACACUCAAGGCUGCAACAUUUUUGAGAAGUUCUCCAGAAAGGAUUACCAGCGCAUGCUAGAUUUGAUGAGGGACAUCAUUCUGGCGACAGACCUGGCUCACCACCUUCGCAUAUUCAAGGACUUGCAAAAGAUGUCUGAUGACGGAUACGACCCAAAAAGCGAAACCCACCGCUCCAUGCUGCUGUGCCUGCUGAUGACAUCAUGUGACCUGUCAGACCAAACCAAGGGCUGGAAGACCACUCGCAAGAUUGCGGAGCUUAUCUACAAAGAGUUCUUCUCUCAAGGAGACCUGGAAAAAGCCAUGGGCAACAGACCCAGCGAGAUGAUGGACCGAGAAAAAGCCUACAUCCCGGAACUGCAGAUCAGCUUCAUGGAGCACAUCGCCAUGCCCAUUUACAAGCUGCUGUCGGAACUAUUUCCCGGGGCCACAGAGCUCUACGAGAGAGUGGCGGCUAAUCGAGAGCAGUGGACCAAGGUGUCCCACAAGUUCACCAUCCGGGGGUUGCCGAGCAACAACAGCCUCGACUUCCUGGACCAGGAAUACGAGCUCCUGCAGUCCCAGGGCGCUUUCGGGAGCGAUCACCUCUGCCUUAACGGCUGCCUGGACGACGGCGAAGCGGGGCCGGGACUGUGACAGCGGCGGCGCGUGCGCGGCUCAUGAGCUUUUUCUCUCCCUUCCUCCCCUCGCCCAGUGCGAGGCUGUGAAGACACCUUUCCGGCGACCCCCGCGAAGGGAGAGGGUCUGCCCCGCCGUCGGGCCCCCUCGGCGGCCACAGCGGUGCGGGGCGGGGGGGGCGGACAAGGGAUUCGAAACAUCCGACGUGGUUUCGUGGUCACGUGCUACAUGUUGCUUGCAAUCGGAGGAGCGGUCGGAGGCGAGGCCGAAACCAGACGUUUGCAGCGCUCGUCCCGAUUAAGAUUGUUCACAAACUUUUUUUUUUGGGGGAGUGAUUAAGAAAAAAAACAUAAAAAAUAGUUCAACUUGUAAACUUGACAAAGUGCUAUUGUUUGAGUGACAUGAUUUAACGGCUUCGCUUAGUUCCCGCACAAGCAGCUGCCAUCCGCUUGAGAACGCAUGCCAUGUCUUCUUCUGGUAUUUUUCUACUGUCAAAUUAUUAUUUUUUUCCCCUUUGAUGCAUUACCACACAUGUCCACAAGGGGCAGUUUGCUUUGACUCGUUAGCCCCUUUUGACAAUCACGUCCCCCGUCCACCACAUGGAUUCUCUCUUCCGUCCUCCGCCUCACCACCGUAGAUAAAGAACCGGAGCAGCCCUUUAAAAGAUCCAUCCCACCCGUCGUGUAAACGAGCCAUAGUGGAGUGCGAGUCGUAUGGAUCUGCCUUAUUGUGCAUCUUCGCUGCCUUUCUUAGAGCUUUUAAUAUAUAUAUAUACACCGAUUGAAAUACAGAGUCUGUUUAUUAUUGUGUAUUUGUUAUAGACAUAGCUUGACUAUCAGUGUGUUGACUGGAGGACCACCGCGCUCAGAAAAAUGUAUAUUUGUGAAAUAACCUUUGUAAAGACCUCCGUCGUCGCUUUUGUCCGACUAAUGACGUCACCGUGGGGGAUGAUUACAUAGGCGACCCGGAAAAAGAAAAAAGAAAAAAGAAUCAGAAAUGUAGCCACCAAAAAAAAAAAAAAAAGAAAGAAAAAAAAAAUCCCAAAGGUAAAGUAUGGAAACUUUUUUUUUUUUUUUUUUUUCAGCUCUCAGAUUGUGCCUCAUUUUUUAAACGUUUUGUGUUACAAUGCGCCACUUUUUCACUUGUUUUCGAAGAGGAAAUGCUGCAGUUUAAAGCCAACCACUGAGUCGUUACACAACGUGAACACUGUAUGUAGGCUGUGUGUGUGUGUGUGUGCAUUGGAGAGGUCAUGACCAAACAAGUGCAUCAGAAAGUGUGUGUGUGUGCGUGUGUGUGUGUGGGUAGCAGAGAUGGAGAAAUUCUGAUUACGAGCCAAAUGUUUGCUAGUGCACAUUCUUGGGGGUUGUGUGAAAUCCCGUCGUCAUUCCGCCCUCGUAAUGCUAGUAACGUGUAUUAUCAGGGUGUGUGUGUGUGUGUGUGUGUGUACAGAUCCUCCGUAGAACCGGCGUCCUCUGCAGUGGACAUGUGUGUUUCGCGUAACAGGGCUUAUACAAAAGACUAAGAACGUCCACUGCGGAGGACGCCGGUUCUCAGGGAAAAAAAAUGUCCGUCUUGUUCAAAAGUCUCUCGAACCGUUGGGAUUCGUGUUGAUUCAAUCUGCCUUAGUUGGGAGUUUUUUCUACUAAAUGUUUUCAAAGGGCAUAUAGAUGUUUUUAGGACCCCGCUCAUCGUCUCGUACCUGCCUUUUGUUGUCAUGUGCAAUAUGAAGCGUCUGCCUGAGUGAAAAUGGAAAUCAGCCCUAGGCUCUUGUUAACUUAUUUCCUUGAGUCUGAGGUCCCCACUGGCCUUUUUCUUUUUUUUCGGACCGUUCUUGAGACCCGAGUUACACGGUGGUGCAGAUCACGCUCCGUGUCACUUUGAGGACGGGACUUUAGCUGCUGCUGCGUUCAGUCCAGGCACGAACAGAGGAACCGAGUCAGGAACGCGCCAGGAGCUAAACCCAGCAGGCACAAGACGUUGUUUAUACAUGCGUGUCCUUUGAAACCGACUUUGAAAAGACGUUGCAAAACAACAGGCUCUUUUCCACCUAAAGCAUACUUGCCAACUCUCCCGGAUUUUCCGGGAGACUCCCGAAAUUCAGCGCCUCUCCCGAAAACCCCCCGGGACAAAUUUUCUCCCGAAAAUCUCCCGGAAUUCAGGCGGACCUGAGUGACGUGUCGACAGCCUGUUUUCGCGUUCGCUUUCCCACAAUAUAAACAGCGUGCCUGCCCAAUCACGUUAUAACUGUAGAAUGAUCGAGGGCGAGUCCUUGGUUUCUUAUGUGGGUUUAUUGUUAGGCAGUUUCAUUAACGUCCUCCCAGCGCGGUAACAACACACAACAACAGCAGUCACGUUUUCGUCUACCGUAAAGCAGUUCGUCUGCCGUAAACAGCAAUGUUGUGACACUCUUAAACAGGACAAUACUGCCAUCUACUGUGCAUGCAUAUAUGACAAU